Stylonychia lemnae is the source of this 2613-nucleotide messenger RNA. NCBI's taxonomy places the organism in Eukaryota, Ciliophora, Spirotrichea, Sporadotrichida, Oxytrichidae. The record is from the annotation of a GenBank genome assembly.
AUGAGUAUCAUGGACACCUUUUACGCUAAGUUCCAAUCGGUUGGAGAGGCCUCAGUCUUUGUGAGAUAUAUGCCUUGCUUGAUAGGAAGUGAAUCAGUUUUGAAGGCAAGAUUACAACAGUCCAAUGGAGUCAAUCCCCAGAGUCAAAAUUUCACAAUAAAUAUGGAAGACAAGGAUAUAUAAAGUGACUCAGUCCUGGUUGAAAUCAUUCAGAAAAAUGAAAUCAAUUCGAGAAAUCAUCUGAUACUAAGAUAUAACAUUGACAAAGAAUUCUAUGAAAUUAUGGCGCUAAAGAUGAUGCAAAUAAAUGACAAGGAGAUCUCAAUGCUAGAUGGGUUUAUUCAGGUCAAUUCAAUGGACAAAGUAUAUAUUCCCUGCAACAAGUGCUACAUGCCACAUCUGUAUUACUUUAUCUUACCAAUCAGAGAAAACAUCUCAUAGUAAUUCAAGGAUGGAGCAAUGAAUCAGUAAAAAACAUCAGCCACUAACAACUAGACAACAAAUGUAGAUGAAAAGCUUAGUCAAAUGAUGAAGAAGACUCCAGAUAAAAUCCUUCAGUAAAAAUGGGGAAGCAUGGAAAAAGAAACCUUAAAGAAGCAUCUUCUGCUUUUUGGUUAUGGAAGAUGGAGAAAGAUCAGAAAGUACAGCAAGUGUCAUGACAAGAUACUGAAAGACAAAUCUGAUGUCGAGAUGAAAGCAUUCGCUAAUGAUUUCAUUCGAACACUUUUCGAAUACCUUUAAAACGAGAAAAAUGAAUUGAAGACUUUUCUAAUCAAUCUCAUAGAUGAAAAACCAGAGGAUCCAUUUGUCUAGAGUCAGCCUAAAGAAUGGGGCGAGCAAAUUAGUCAAAGAGCUGCUCCUUGGGCUAAAAGAAUAUAACUGCUUUACAGAGUAAAAGGACUAGUGCAAACAUAUAAAGGAGAGAGAAAGAAGUACUUUACAAAGCCAGAGAUUGAGUAAGAUCCAUUUAUAAAGAAGGAGUAUGAAACUUGGAACAACUUACUAAAUUUUCUGCCUGCUUAGGUAUUCUAUGGUUAGAGACCUUCAGUUUGGUGGACACUGAGACAUGAUAUUGAUUUGCUGUUUGGUACUUACAAGUAUGGUUACGCUAUGUACCAAAGCAUGAGAUCUGAUACUAGCCUUAGUUUCCACAAGAGUGAAUAGGUUGAAAGCCAGUAUCAAGAAUUUCCUAAUGCUGACAACAUCACAAGAAGACUAAAAAAGCUAGUGCAGAUUAUUGGGAAAAGUGAGUACCAAUCAAAUUUAUGCUUUGAAAAGCCACUUAACGCUCUAGAACCCACGGGCUUCACCCUAGAAGAUAAAAACAUGAUAUAUGAAACUCUCAUUAAUUUCGGAGUGCCUGUAAAUUCAGAUGGCAAAAAUGACUAUGGUUUCCUUAGAAGCUAACUAAUGAAAAUAUAAACUGAUUCAGGAGUGGUGAAUACCAAUUAAAACAUGAAUCUAGGCAACAAUGAUGACUAGAAUAAGGAUGCCGAGAGAAACACAGCUUAAAACUUGGAAAGAUUUAUUUAGAGACUAAGAAUGGAAUCUCAAAAGAUUAUAUAGGCUAAAAAUGCAAUAGUAGAUGUUGAUUCUGAUGUCAAUCAAGAUCAACUAAUGAGAGAAGAAUCUAAAGGCGAAGAAAUUCCCACUACUAAGAACAAGAAUGUUAUCUUUGACCCUGAUGAAGAUGGCUAUAAUUUCGGCUACGAAAAAGCUUGCAUUUUGCAUAAGAAUAUGAACAUUUUACAAUUCAUAAGGAAAACUCUACUGCCUAAUAACUGCAAGUAAUUUGAAGUUGGACUUGAAGCACUGUAGGAAUAAUUUUAAAAGGAGAGACUACAGCUAGAAAACAUGGAAGAAGAUUUCUCCAUGCAAGAUUUAAAGUCCUCUCAACUUUUACCAGAUAAUUGGAUUUGUGAGAAGCAUGAUAAAAAUCUCUUAAUCGCUCUCAAUUAUAACGGAUUUGAGUUCCUAAAGAAUCUAAGCGGCAAUAGAGAAUAUGGUUUUGAAGACAUUGAGAUCUCUUAUGAUUUAGCUUUUAAAAGAAUAGAGGAAAUUUGUGAAUUCUACAAAGAUUAUCAACAGCAAUCUAGAGUAGUUAAGAAGCCAAAGAAAGAAAUACUACCCCAGAACUAAAACACCGAAGGACAAUUAUAACAAUAGCAAAGCUUUAGUGAGCCAAAGAGAAAAAUAGCUAAAGUCUAGGUGCAGAGAAAUGAUGAUGGCAUAAUCGAGUACGAGAGAAGCUAAUACCACACUGAAAAGAAUUUGUUCCCAAUCGGCUUUAAGAGUUUAAGAGAGCAUAAUAGUCAAACUAGACUUGGUGAAAGGUGCCAGUAUAUAUGUGAGAUCUUGGAUGGGGGCUCUAAACCAUAAUACAGAGUGACACCUUAGGAUGAUCCUGAAAAUUCUAUCACUAGAGAUUCCUCGACUGGUUGCUGGAUUGACAUCUGCAAAAAGAUAAAUGAACUUCAAGGAAACAAGAGAAGCACUGUAACAGUGAGUGGACCUGAGAGAUUUGGACUUGCAGAUGUGAAUGUGAUUAAACUUAUGCAGCAACUUCCCAAUGCCAAUAAAUGUCAAAGAUACCAAUACAGAGCUGAUAUUUGA